This is a messenger RNA of Mesorhabditis belari, 1608 nucleotides long. The record is from the annotation of a GenBank genome assembly. NCBI's taxonomy places the organism in Eukaryota, Metazoa, Nematoda, Chromadorea, Rhabditida, Rhabditidae.
AUGCGCCUUUAUUGGCUUUCCCUUCUUCCAAUUGGCUUUGCAUUUCCGAUUAUUGGUCGAUCAAAAGAGGAAAGUAAUCGAAAACUCGAAGGAACUGAGAAUUCAGUUGAUCUCAAUGGUGAUGGAGAGCUCAGCUUGCCGGAAGUACAAUAUGCGGCUUUUGUUCACCAUGGUCUCAGCGGAUCGGUUGUACAAGAUAUGUUUAAACAGGUGGAUCACAAUCACAACAAGUACCUCGACUCAAAAGAAUUCAACGAGAUUCGACCACUUGUUUUAAUGAAAGCUGAAAACGCGGCCGCUCAUUAUCUAGAAAGUGUUGAUAGAAAUCAUAACUCGAGGCUUUCACUGAAAGAAGCUCAAGCGUACAUCUUGAAAGAAUACUGCAUUGGAGCAAGAGACGUUGAACGAGUGUGGAAACUGGUCGAAGCAGACACAAAAGCCGAAAUGGACGCGUCAAUUUUCUCAAAGUUGCGGAGAAGAAUUCGCGGAAUGAGCAUCCGCUUGGCACGACAAAUCAUGAAGACGGCCGAUCUUAACACCGAUGGACACAUUUCUCGAGAUGAGGCGCAAGCUAUCGCUUUUGAGCAAGAAGGAAUAGGCGCUGGAGACGUUAACGAGAUUUUUUUCUCUGUUGAUGACAAUGGCGAUGAUCAGCUUAAUGCACCGGAGUUUGCCGAUUUUGAGCGAAUCGUGAGAGCAAGAGCGGUGGCUACGAGUGAGAAAGCCCUCAAAAUGAUAGAUGUCGACAAUUCGGGAACUGUCACUUUCAAUGAGGCCAAACAGAUCGCUUUUGAGCACUACGGCUUUAACAAUCAUAUUCUUUCACAAUUCUUUGCGCAAGCUGAUGAGAAUGAAGAUGGACAAUUGGACGCGGUUGAAUUUGCCGGUUUUCGUACAGUGAUCCGUGCGAGAGCUGUCUUGAAUGCUAUUGAAGUGCUAAAAGCAGCAGAUCAAGAUGAAGAUGGAUUCAUUUCGCGGUUGGAAGCUGAGGCAAAGACAAAAUCUGAGGACGAUCUCGAACCAUCAGCGACAAGCUCUCUCUUCACAAUCGCUGAUCAGAAUAAAUCGGGAAAAUUGGACAAAGUCGAGCUAGCCGAUUUCCUUCGUUUAGUGCGACUCUCGGCGAUUAAGCUGGCCACCGAUCAUUUCAAGGAAUUUGACAACAAUCAAGACAAUUUGGUCACCAUCGAUGAAUUGGCUCACCUUAUUACAACAAAAUAUCGGCUUUCUCGUGAAGUGGCUGCUUUACUUUUCAAGAAAGUUGACAUUGAUGAUGAUGGAUCGUUGAGUUCGGGAGAGAUUGUUGACUUUAGGCACGAAGUACGAAAGUAUGUUUCCGAACAUGGAGAGGACUUAUCGACAAGUGAUUCAACCACAGCUCUAAGUCCAACGUUAAUCGAUAUCAAAUCAACAUUAGCGCUUGAAAACGUGACUCCAACGCUGGCUCAUUUGUCCGAUAAAAGCUUUGGUGGAGAAGAAAUAAUCGAAUACGUUGAGUCGGAAGAUGGAAAUCCGAUUGACGAGACAAUCGAAUAUGUCGAAGAGAAUGAGGAAAAUGGAGAAGAUGGUGAAGAAGAAGAACCGAAGUCGACCAAAAAGAGAACCAAU